GGGUUUUUAGGUGUAAUACGAGGCCAUUGCGUGCUAAGCUAUGAUAGAACGGAGUAUUAGGAAUAUUCAGGGGAUCUGGAAGGGUGAGACAUUUGAGUUGAAGAGUGGGUUAGUUUCUCAAUAUGCGCAUGAAAGAAAAGAGGCUAUUCAGAAGACUAUAGCAGCUAUGACACUUGGGAAGGAUAUGUCAGUGCUUUUUCCGGAUGUUUUAAAGAAUAUUGCAACGUCAGAUCUUGCUCAAAAGAAGCUGGUUUAUCUUUAUUUAAUGAACUAUGCAAAAUCACAUCCGGAUCUUUGUAUUCUUGCAGUUAAUACGUUUGUUCAGGAUUCGGAGGAUGCGAAUCCUUUGGUAAGGGCAUUGGCUAUUAGAACUAUGGGAUGUAUCCGUGUUGAGAAGAUUAUGGAUUAUUUAUUUGAGCCUUUGCGGAAAACACUUCGAGAUACAAGCCCAUAUGUUAGAAAAACGGCGGCUAUUUGUGUAGCAAAGUUGUUUGAUAUUAAUCCUGAAAUGGCGAUUGAAAAUGGGUUUUUAGAGAUUCUGCAAGAAUUGAUUAAUGAUACUAGUCCAAUGAUUGUAUCGAAUGCAAUUGCUGCAUUAUCAGAGAUUGCUGAGCUAUUGCCAGAAAUCCAGAUAACAAUUAUUACCUCUUCGAUAUUGCCAAGGAUUUUGACAAUAUUGAAUGAAUCUUCAGAAUGGGAACGUGUGGUAUUACUUGGGACUUUGGCGAAUUAUACUGCAGAAAAUAUAAAAGAAGCAGAAAAUAUAUGUGAACAUGUUAUUCCACAAUUUCAACAUGCAAAUGUGAGUGUUGUGAUGGCUGCUAUACGGGUUAUUAUGCGUAAUCUUCCAAUUAUUAAUAAAGAUAUGGCAAAACAGAUUAUGAGAAAAUUAACACCGUCUUUAGUUACGCUUGUAUCUUCGGUUCCUGAGGUUCAAUAUGUAGCCUUGAGGAAUAUUAAUCUUAUUCUCCAAGAGUAUCCUAAUAUUCUUGAUAAAGACAUUAAGGUUUUCUUUUGUAAAUAUAAUGAUCUAGAAUAUGUGAAGCUAGAGAAAUUGAAUAUUAUGAUAAAGCUCGCAAAUAAGCAAAAUAUUGAUCAGAUACUUUCGGAAUUGAAAGAAUAUGCAUCAGAAGCAGAUAUUGAUUUUGUUAGACACACUAUUAAGGUUAUUGGACAAUGCGCCAUAAAAAUUGAGGAAGGAGUAGAUCGAUGUGUUAAUUUGCUUUUAGAUCUUAUUAACACAAAGAUAAAUUAUGUGGCUCAAGAAGUCGUUGUAGUUAUUAAGGAUAUUUUUCGGAAAUAUCCACAUAAAUAUGAUGGAAUUAUGCCUAUCAUUUGUGAAAAUAUGUCUUUGUAUGAUGAACCUAAUGCAAAAAAUUCUUUUAUUUGGAUCAUUGGUGAAUAUAGUGAAAAAAUUAGCGAUUCUCGAAACAUUUUACUUUCAUAUAUUAAUUGCUUUAAGGAUGAAGAUACACAGACGCAAUUACAACUUUUGACCGCCGCUAUGAAGUUAUUUCUAAAAAAUCCUGAAAAUAAUCAAGAAAUUAUACAAAAAGUUUUCAAAAUAGUAGAAUCAGAAUGUGAUAUCCCUGAUAUGCGUGACCGUGCUUAUAUUUAUUGGCGUUUGCUUUCAAAAGAUAUUAAAAUAGCAAAAGAGAUAGUAUUGCAAAGCAAUGUGCCUGUUUUUGAAAAAAACUUCCCUCCUGAGUUAUUAAAAGAAUUGAUAUGCGAAUUCUCAACACUUGCAUCUGUUUUUUAUAAAUUAAUCCCUGCAGAUGUAAAAUUAGACAAAGAUGGGAAAGAUUUAAUGAAACAAAAAGCAAUCGAGGAAUAUAUGCAAAUAAACAACAUGACUCAUGCCAAUUCUAAAAGAAAUAUAGAAACCCUUUUAGACAUUGAUUUUGAUACAGAAAAUACAAUCAAGCCAACUAAUGAAUCUUGUGAUUUUGAAUCUGGCUCUUAUAUGUCUAAUUCCAUGAAAGUUUCAAAUGUAGAUGAUCUUUUAAAUGCUUUUGAUUCAAACCAAGAAAAACAAACGGAUUUAUUAAACGCAGAUAUGCUAAAAUUCUUAUAAUAAACAUUUUUCACUUAUGUUAUUAAAUACGAAUGGAUUUCUUAU
Molecule: messenger RNA, 2119 nt
Organism: Pneumocystis carinii B80
Lineage: Eukaryota; Fungi; Ascomycota; Pneumocystomycetes; Pneumocystales; Pneumocystaceae
Exons: 13
Coding region: 41-2074 (677 amino acids)
Biological process (GO): intracellular protein transport; vesicle-mediated transport
Cellular component (GO): membrane coat
Molecular function (GO): clathrin binding
Source: RefSeq, a predicted model, not a curated record